UUCUUUAUGAACUAUAAGAACCGCCACUGUAACUCCUUACUGGGCGAACCCAGAAAGAAAAUUAAAAAAUUAAAUAGCCAAAUCCAAAAAGUAAAUAAUAAUUAAAAAAAAGGAGAAAUGGGUGAUAAUUAUGACGCCACCAUUGAUAAACCUCUCAAAUAAACGGAAAAAGUGCUUCGUUUUCUUUCUCUUUCUCUUUCUUCGAGCUUUAGCUUUAGAAGAAGCUACACAUUUUCCGAUGAGAGCCGGAGAAUAUAGUUAUUCGUCGGAGAAGUGAGUUUUUUCUUUAGGGGAUUCCGGCAUGACCGAAAAGGACGUUGUUCCGAGGACGUUUCGGGCGUUGGUGGAGAGCGCGGACCGGAAGUUCGCUAGGGUUCGUGACGUGCCUGCGUACGGAAGGGUCCAUAACCAGCACUACUUCCAGAAAGUGUUCAAGGCGUACAUGCGGCUAUGGAAGUACCAACAGGAGAACCGGUCCAGGCUCGUUGAGACAGGGCUUAACCGAUGGGAAAUCGGUGAGAUCGCUAGCCGGAUCGGCCAGCUCUACUUCGGUCAGUACAUGAGGACCAGCGAGGCUAGGUUUCUCGUCGAGGCUUACGUUUUCUAUGAGGCAAUUCUCAACCGGAGGUACUUUGAGGGAUCAAAAGGCUUGGGUAAGGAUCUGGGUGUGAGGUUCAAGGAAUUGAGGUUCUACGCCAGGUUUUUGAUGGUUUCUUUCAUCUUGAGCCGUACGGAUAUGGUGAACCAUCUUUUGGACCGGUUCAAAGCUCUCGUUGAUGAGUGUAAAGCCAAUUACAGGGAUACUAAUUUCAAAGAAUGGAGGCAAGUGGUGCAAGAAAUUGUUAGAUUUAUUAAAGUUGAUACGUCCUUUAUGAAUGCUCGACCUUUGCGUUAUUGUGCUACUUAUGAUUCUCAUCCAGCAUCUCUCCCGUAUGUGACUCGAUUUCAUGCAAAGAAGGUCUUGAAAUUUAAAGAUGCGUUACUAACAAGCUAUCACCGGAAUGAGGUUAAAUUCGCUGAACUUACAUUAGACACAUUUAGAAUGCUACAAUCUUUAGAAUGGGAGCCCACUGGAUCCUUUUACCAGAAGCGUCCACUAGAAUCAAAGGAUAAUGGUUCUUUUACUGAUCAUUCUGGGGCUUCUGGAUUAAUCGAUAUAAACUUGGCAGCAGACAUGACUGAUCCAUCUUUACCUCCAAAUCCAAGGAAAGCUAUUCUCUAUCGUCCUUCUGUGACCCAUUUAAUAGCGGUUAUGGCAACAAUUUCUGAGGAGCUACCUCCAGAUAGUGUUAUGCUGGUGUACCUUUCAGCCUCAGGGAAGGUUGGUCGUAAUGUUGCCCCAACGGAAUACAUGGGAGGGUCUCAAAAAUUAUCAAGAAACAAAGUCCAGGAGCUUAGCAGUACUCUAUCUCAUUCUUGUGUAAUUGACAAGGGAGAGUCUUCAAGUGGAUAUUAUGAUAAAUAUUUAUGGUUCGGGCCUAGAGGACAUGGUGGUUCAAAUAAUUUAUAUCCUGGAGAUAUUAUUCCAUUUACACGUAGACCUCUUUUCUUGAUUAUUGACAGCGACAAUAGCCAUGCAUUCAAGGUUAUACAUGGUGCAGAAAGAGGGGAGCCAGCUGCACUACUUCUUUCACCUUUGAGACCAUCGUUUAAAAACCCGUCUGAUGCGGAUAUAGCACAAAAUGGAAGUCAAUUUACAUUUUUCUUGACUGCUCCCCUGCCAGCAUUUUGCCAAUUGAUCGGCUUCUCAAAUCCAGCAGCUGAAAAUGAUGUUUAUAAUGAGGCUGAGGAAAUACUCUCCUCCGCUUUCUCUGAUUGGGAAGUUAUUCUACUGAGAUCUACAAAUCUGGAUUUGGUUUGGGCACAAGUUUUGUCUGAUCCAUUCAUCCGACGACUUAUUUUGAGAUUCAUAUUCUGCAGAUCAGUGCUCUCUUACUUCUGUUCUCCUGAAGAUAACGAGCAAUGUUUACCAACGUGCCUACCCUCAUUUCCCAAUUCAGUCUCCCCAGAUUCUAAAGUUGUUCAGAGUGCUGUUAUUCGGCUUGCAAAGCAUUUAAAAGUUGCUGACUACUUUCACUUUAGCGACUCGUGAUAAGAACCCAGAAAAUGCAAAUCCAUGGACCAUGGGUAUUAUUGACAGUGCAUCAGAACAAAAAAAAUGCAAAUUCAUGGACCAUGGUUAUAGUUGACAGUGCAUCUUUUCUGGGGUGAAUAUUUCUUCAGUUCAAGCACGAUCUAUAUCCCCGAUCAACAAUUCAGGAAAUGCCAUUGGUUGUUGAUGGAGGAGAUUAUUAGGCCAUCAACUGAGCAGGGUUGGUCCUGCUUGUUUUAUAUUUACUGCAUACAUACAUCCCUGCUGUUUCUUCACUCUGCAACUCUUGUAUUGUGGUGGCUAGUUGUUCUUUGCGGUUAGAUUGGUAUCUCGUAUUUUGAUAGGCUUUGGCGCCUUUCUUCAGGCAUUUCUUUCUUUCAUUUUUUUUUUUUAAUUUAUUAAUUAAAAUUGUUAAUACACUCUGUAAAAGAAAAUCAGGUAGUUAAAACCAAUUUAUGUUUUUCUGCUUUUUGAGUUGUAUUUCACGUUUUUUUCUUGAAAUGUUGCGUGUAAUCUUAGGUCAGAUUUUUUUUUUUUUUUGGAUAAAUUAGGUACCAAACUCUUGAGUUGUAACACCAAAAUUAGACGGACUGCUGUAGGUCUUUCUCGUGUAUAUUUUGGAUUUUGCAAUUAAAUUUUUUUUAGAGCUUCUUAAGUAAUUAAUGAAGCUUACUCUA
This is a messenger RNA of Cannabis sativa, 2769 nucleotides long. RefSeq lists its product as uncharacterized. The coding region runs from base 302 to 2092 and encodes 596 amino acids. The record is from RefSeq and is a predicted model, not a curated record. Gene Ontology annotation, molecular function: transcription corepressor activity. Gene Ontology annotation, cellular component: nucleus. The transcript has 9 exons. Gene Ontology annotation, biological process: DNA-templated transcription. NCBI's taxonomy places the organism in Eukaryota, Viridiplantae, Streptophyta, Magnoliopsida, Rosales, Cannabaceae.